Onychomys torridus (southern grasshopper mouse) is the source of this 3317-nucleotide messenger RNA. RefSeq names its product zinc finger protein 280C (gene Znf280c). The record is from RefSeq and is a predicted model, not a curated record. Lineage: Eukaryota; Metazoa; Chordata; Mammalia; Rodentia; Cricetidae. Gene Ontology annotation, molecular function: RNA polymerase II cis-regulatory region sequence-specific DNA binding; DNA-binding transcription factor activity, RNA polymerase II-specific. Gene Ontology annotation, biological process: regulation of DNA-templated transcription. The coding region runs from base 474 to 2828 and encodes 784 amino acids. The transcript is spliced from 17 exons.
GUAGUCCUGGCCCUCUCUGGUUCUUAUUGCCUGGUAGGGAAUUCUUCUGGAGUCUUGACUGGUAUGGCCACUGAGGUUUCCAGGUAAAAUAUGUUUCUAGAUAUUGAGAUCUGAUACUUAGAGAAUAGGGAUGGGCUAAGCGAGUGGCAGGAGGUCCCACAGGAGGAUGAAAGCAGUGUGUACCACCAGGAUCUGCUUAGCUCUGGGAAUGGUGGCAGAGAAUGCAUAGAGGCCUGUGUAGAGGCCCUCAGGUGGUCUUCUACAGAGCUGGGGAUAAGACUGGGGCAUUCAUCUUGGGUGAAUAGAAAGAGAGGUGAAGAUUUUCAGUUAGCCCAUCUUCCCUGGACAGAGUGCACCCCCUAGUUUUUAAAGAAUUCAAAUAUCUUGUUUGUUAAUUCUUUGUCUUUUCUCCUUUUAGUUCAAAUGUACAGAACAAGAAGUAUUUGGAAUGUUUAGUUUGUUUGUGUCUGAAAAUGAUUCUCAUGUCCAGACAACUGCUUCAUCAUUUAUACAGUUUUAUCAGAGAUAUUUUGAACAGAUGUAGCCCUGGCUCAUCAUCAAAGGGACUAAAGAAUGACUCACUCAGUCCAGCUAUUUCUAACAUAUUCAAACCUGCAAAUCGACACUAUAGAAAUCCAUCACCUAAUCCAGUGGCUGCUUUGCCUAUAUUUCAUCCUGAAUCCAAAUCUUCAGAGAGUUCUGGUGUUCAGACUGUGUCUAAACCUAGUUUUUCAAAGACUUCAUCACAAGAUGAUCCAGUUGCUUCUUCUGUCUUACAGUUAGACUCAACCAAGGAUACACCAUCCUCCAGCAUACUGAAAAAGAGUACAAAAGGUAUCGAUCAAGCUUCAUUAGGAUUAAAACAUCCUUCUACUUCCAAAAUAAACAGUGUUAAUCCAAAAAAGCCAAAGACCAAUGCAAGUGUUUCUGAAGCAAGUCCUUCCUCUUCAUCAUCUUCAAGCAAUUCUCCUUUGGAGGCUUCCUCCCAGGUUAUAGUAGCAAAUGAAAAUACCUCAUCAAUUCAGCCUGAAACUGGAGCACCUUCACUAAGAUCCUGUCCAAAGUGCAGUGUUAAGUUCAGCUUUUUGGAUCCUUUGAAAUGCCACAUGAAGCAUUGCUGCCCAGACAUGAUAAAUAAUUUUCUGGAGACUCUUAAGUCAGAACAUUCAAGGGCUGAAAACAAAGCUAACAUUGACUCGGACAAAGAAAAGUUGAUCAUGCUAGUUAGUGAUUUUUAUUAUGGAAGACAUGAAGGAGCUAUUGAGGAAGACCCGAAGACUCACACAACUUUUAAAUGCUUCAGUUGCUCCAAAGUUCUUAAAAAUAAUAUUAGGUUCAUGAACCACAUGAAACACCACUUGGAACAUGAAAAACAGAACAGUGAGUCCUGGGAAAGCCAUACUACAUGCCAGCACUGCUACAGGCAGUAUCCCAACCCCUUCCAGCUACAGUGCCACAUUGAGAGUACGCACACUCCUCAUGAUUUUUCUACUAUUUGCAAAAUCUGUGAAUUGUCAUUUGAAACAGAGCAUAUGCUUUUACAACAUAUGAAGGACACUCAUAAACCCGGUGAAAUGCCAUAUAUUUGCCAGGUUUGCCAAUUUAGAUCAUCAAUAUUUUCUGAUGUAGAGACUCACUUUAGAUCAUCCCACGAAAACACUAAGAACUUGCUAUGUCCAUUUUGUCUCAAAGUUAGUAGAAUGGCAACCCCUUAUAUGAAUCAUUACAUGAAACAUCAGAAUAAAGGAAUUCAUCGUUGCCCAAAAUGCAGACUACAAUUUUUGACCUGUAAGGAGAAAACAGAUCAUAAGUUAGAACAUCGUACAUUUAUAAAGCCUAAAGAACUAGAAGGAUUGCCUCCUGGAACAAAAGUUACUAUUCGAGCUUCAUUUGGAUCUGUUCAGUCAAGAUCAUCAAGCCCACCUUCUAGUCCUAUUCCAAGUACUUCUCUUCAAGUCUCAUCUCCAACUUCUAAAAGUACAACUACUAAAAAUAACACAAAAGUAUCUGCAAAUAAAAGUAAGAUAAGUAAGGCCCAGACAGUUUUAAGCACUACGAUAAGUAAACCCAAUACAAGUAAAUCAGGUACAGGUGCAACGAAAUCCAAAGCCAAGCCAUCCUACAAGCAGAAGAAACAGCGCACCAGGAAAAACAAAUUCAGUAUAGCUUUGAAGAAUUUGAGAUGUCACCAGGGUAUUCACACAUGUAUGGAGUGCCAUUCCAAAAUAAAAGAUUUUUCAAGCCACUUUUCUACAUACAUAAAUUGUGAUUUUUGCAAGUACAUCACUAACUGUAGCAAAGCUUUUACAAAUCAUAUGAGCUCUCAUAGUGACCACCCAAGUAAACAGUUUUAUAUUUUUAAGAAGCAUUCAAGAGCAAUCAGGGGCAUCACUCUGGUGUGCCUUAAAUGUGACUUCCUAGCUGAUACUUCUGGCUUAGACCGCAUGGCCAAACACUUAAACCAACGUAAAACUCAUACUUGCCAAGUUGUAAUAGAAAAUGUUACUGAAAGAACUUCUGAAUCCACUUCUGAAUGCAGAUACAACACAGAAAUUUCAAAAAAUGUCCAGUGUACUCCUGGACAGUGUCCCCCUUCGAUGGACACAACUGAUGCCUGUUCUGUCUUUCCAAGGGAUGUGAAUUGUUUGACUGUGAGACCUGUUUCAGUUUGUGGCCUUGGGAAUUUAUCAGUUCUUAGGCACAGUCCCUUCCUACCUGACUGGCCUUACAUAAGGCUGAUGUUGAUUUGGCCAUCAGUGACUUCAUGGUCCACCAAAUUGAGCACAACUUUUCUCUGGGAGCUUUGGUUCUUAAGUUUAGGCUUAUGAAUUGAUUAUAAUCAUGAAACUCCAUCAAGUAAGUGCUUCAACAUCCAAGUUCAAGUUCAGUCAUUCCGGCUGCAGCCUUUUAAUCUUCCUCUAGCAUGAAUGUGGUCUGAGGUGUAUGAAAAUCCUGGUUGUGUAGGGUGUGAAGAUCACUUUCAUUUUCUUGUGAAGUACUAGCUCCAAAGUAAGUUAUUUAUGUUGGUUGUCCUUUAAACUUUUAGCCAGUAUUUCAAGAGUUCUCAGCAGUGCUAGUAUUUAAAUUCCUAAUUUUUCAAGAAUUAAAGUUUGAUAGCUUGAUUUUUGUCAUUCACCAAAUUGACUGAUGUCUAAUUUGUAUGUCUACUUUUGUAAUUUCUGAUUAAAUCUUUUGUUUUGUGUUUGUUAAAAAUGCCAAGGAAUUCCUUUAAUAUUUUCUUCAGACUUCAUGCAGCUACCUGUUGGUAGUUUCUUUUUUUCUUUUUCUUUUUUCUUUUGGUUUUGGUUUUGGUAUUU